AUGAACGAAAGAAAGAAUCGACACCUCGGCUACUCGCGUGGCUAUUCCGACUUCGAGGACGGCUGCCACUCGCUGAGAUGGUUCUCAUACGAACCACUGUUCCUUGGCCCAGGGACUGCUGGAAGCCGCCGCUGCUCGAACGUCCGGUAUGCGCGAUCUCAGACGCCUGGAACUCGUCGGACUGGUGCUGCUCUCGCCGGAAAUCCUGUCGCUGAGGCUUGGUGCUCUUGCCGUUGGAUGGCCGGAGGUCAGAGUUUGAAGGGAUCGCGGCUCAGUUGGGCUAGAGGUCGGAGGUUGGAUCGCGGCUCGACGUCGGGAAUAGAUCCUCCGCUGCUGCUCGUUCUCGGUUCACCUACCUCGCGUCGCCGGUUGUCUUCCGGCCGAAAGGAAUUUCGAAGGGACGAUUGCUACUCAAUCGAGAGGAUAUGA
Messenger RNA from Striga asiatica, 429 nucleotides. The record is from the annotation of a GenBank genome assembly. NCBI's taxonomy places the organism in Eukaryota, Viridiplantae, Streptophyta, Magnoliopsida, Lamiales, Orobanchaceae.